This is a messenger RNA of Lentinula edodes (shiitake mushroom), 1603 nucleotides long. RefSeq lists its product as uncharacterized. The transcript is spliced from 6 exons. Bases 305 to 1513 code for a protein of 402 amino acids. The record is from RefSeq and is a predicted model, not a curated record. Lineage: Eukaryota; Fungi; Basidiomycota; Agaricomycetes; Agaricales; Omphalotaceae.
UAGACGCUGGAGCGCUCAAAACUUUCGAAACAUUUCCCCAGCAUUUCCCCGACAUUUCCUGAAUAAGAGCACACUUUUCGAGAAUUCAUUGGGGCCGGUGAAUAAUGCGGCAGGGAGAGGAGGUAAUGAUGCUUGCCCCAUAGUCCGACGGAGCAAGCGACGGGGAGAGUCUGCGUGAAUAUGCUCACGUCGUCUUCUCGUCCUAGAUACCACGAUCAUCAAGGACUCAUGUCCUUCAGGGGAUAAACUCUCCAAGUGUAGUUGCGUUAUCGACUGCCAGCUUCGCUCAACGUUCAAGUUCUACAUGCGUAAGGCCCCUCACGGACUGAGAAUGCCGUCGUUUCUAUCAGCCUUUCAACCGUUCUUGGUCAUAUUCCUACUCUUUUACCUUCCUUUGAUUUUUUCCCUUCCGGCUACGGCCGCACCCACAAAUACCACAUUCGACGACACCAAUUCGUCAUUUACUUGGCAAUCUGGCUGGAUAGCUGCACCAUGCGAUUAUUGUUCAGCGUUGUUGAAUCAGAGUUUGACAUACGACGGAACCUGGCAUGACGGAGGAGCUCGUACUGGGUUGACGGGCACUUUUGAGUUCAAUGGUACAGCAGUAUAUUUGUUUGGAGUGACAUCUCAAAACGACACGGGCACGAUCGAGUUUACUCUCGAUGGCAACAAUGCGACCACAUACAACCCUCCUGUGAUCGCAGCCGACGAUCCUACCGUAGGCACUCCUGAAGCGGACCACACCUACAAUUCUCUCUUCUUUGUUGCGACUGGUCUGGCGAAUGGUUCCCAUCAGUUGGGAUUCACAGCGGUGCUAGCAUACAAUACAUCGCAGACGGUGUUGAUUGACUACGCCGUUGUGACGACCGACGACUCCACCUCAUCGGGGUCAAGUUCUGCAUCCGGGAGCGGGACAAGCGCAAGCGCAAGUGAAUCUGCGAGCGAUCCGAACAAAACUGCCUUGAUAGGCGGAAUAGUCGGUGGCGUUGCGGGCGUUGCUCUCUUAUCACUUGCAAUAUUCUUACUCAUCAGGCGAAGAAAGUUAAGGGUACGUUCGGUCAAACCGGAAAAUAAUAUACGACCAUUCCAAACUGUCCCCAGCUUCAUCACAGGCGAAUCAAAUUCGCUGAUCACUACUUCAACCCUGUCAUCACAUCCCAAAGCUCGGCCCCCCCUUCCCAGCAUCUCAACUCCAUCACCGACAGAGACUUUCGGCUCUUCACCCAUCAAUGUUCAUGACGAUGCAGUCUCUACGCCCUCCACUCGUUUUAGGAGCAAUUCCGGUGCUGCCACCACCACCACAGAGUCCACCAUUCCUCGAGGCAGACAAGAAAUACAAGAAAUGGAGCAGCGCAUACGGUCUUUAGAGAGUAUGGUACUCCUCAGCCAUGCUGUCGCCUCACCGACAAUGCAUCAUGCAAGCACGAUAAUGAGCCCCAUCAUGAGUCCUCUGUCCGAGCAAACAUACGACGCUUCAUUGGAUGAUUUGACGAAUCCUCCUCCGCCUUACUGAUUUGGGUCUUUUCAUCGACCCAAAAAAAUUACAUUGUUUAUGGAUUUAUUUACUUAUCAGCUAUUUGUAUAUAUUUUCUUCGAUCAAAUU